AAUGUUCGAGAAUUAUUCCUGAAUAAUUCAUGAACCUGAAUUAAUCAUGCAUUUUCAUGAAUUAUUCAUGAAUAACUCAUGGAAAUGCAAGGUUUAUUCAUGCUCCAAAAAACCCAAGGCUUUUUCUCUUCUCUUCUGCUCUCUCUCCCCGUAAGAAUCAGACCUGAAACAAGCUAAGGAAAAAAAUAAUUGGGGACAGCAGGUGGGAGCUUUCCAAGCCAGACAAAGGAGACCUGACAAGGAACUGUGGUGAAGGGACAAGCCCAAGGCAAAGAAGUGUCCGGUCACCACCUCUCCCGGAACAGGCAGCUGAGACCUGGAGAGACAGGAGACAUCUUGCAAGACUCAACACCUGGAGCAGUGCUAACCAGGUGGGCAGCCCUGAUGUCGGCCAAGCUCUAUGUCCUCAUCAGCUGGCCCGACGGCAGCCGGGUGAUCAACAUGGAGAACAUCAAGGAGCCCCGCAAGCCCUUCCACCUCUACACGGUGGGUGAGCAGGUGCUGGCCCGCUGCCCCGGCUUCAGCGGGCUCUACUGGGGCAUGGUGGAAGGCAUAAGUGAGCACAAGGAUAUUUUAGAGAAGAAGCUGCUGGAAGACAGGCAGCUCCUGGAGAAGUUAAAAGCAGAACCGGCUGUCCACAGCAUGAUGCCAUCCCCACCAAAAAAAUCCAGGAAAACCUUCCCAAAAUGGACCCCGGGGAAUGCAUCCAGGAAAUACCACGGUGACAGGGCCCACCCUGCAAAGCAGCUGCUGAGGGCAGGCGAGGACAGCCUGCCCCAUGAUGCUGGCAGCUCCUCCAUCCUCAAGGAAAGACGUGUCCUGGGCACUGCAGCAGGAAGCCCCUGUUCACUGGCAGGUCCUCCCCACCCAGCCAGCGCCUUCACACCUCCAUCCACCUUCAUCACCAUGGCCAUGUCGGGGCCAGAGACUUCCCAGGGUGAAGAGGAGAGGGCUGGUCCAGCUACCAGAGAUUAUGUUGCCUUGCCAAUGAAGAGGAAGUCAGAUGGCAUCUUGUCCCAGUGCCAGCAACGCAUCUGUCUGAACAGCCGUGAAGAGCAAAAGAUUGACACUUUGCAAGAGAUGGAUGACUUCGAGAGGGUUCGAAAAAGUUUCAGUCCUGGUGAGAUGGAAAGGGUGGAGAAGAUAGAGCAGCUGGAGAGGAUGGUGUUUGACCUCCAACAGGAUGUCCUCUCUCUGAGGAAGAAGGUGCAGAGGCUGGAAUCCCUGUCCUUCCAGGAGGAGCCCCACCGGCAGCCGUGCGAGGUGGUGGAGCUCUUCAACGGCUACACCAAGGAACAGCUCAAAGAAACCAUCAGGUUUGACCAGAAAAUCAGCACAGCCUGCAAGACACUGCUCUACAAGCUCUUCACCUCCGACUACAUCCAGAGCCACUCCAUCACGGGGCGGAGGGGCAAUACCUUCCGGGAGGCGAAGCCCAUGAUGGACGAACGCUGCAUCAAAAUCAUCAGGGUGCUGUUGAAGCAGAAGUUUGGAGAUCACCUCAGUGACACCGUGAUCACGGAGAAGAUACAAAAUGUGCAGAAGGCUCUGAGGCAGAAGUUUAAGACAGAAUGUCUCUGAGCCACAAGGGGGUACUUGGUGUCUCCUCCUGCCAUUCUUGUGUGUGCACCUGAGCAGCCCUCCUGGGAAAAGAUGAGUCCAAUCUGCUGCUGUUCAGUUGAUUUCCCCCAAGGAGCCAAUCCAAGGAAACCAUGUGCUAAACACAGCUCAAACCUCUCACUGCCAAACCUCUGCCCACGUUAAUUGAGCAGGAAUUCUGCCCAGCUUGGCCGAGUUUUUGCACAUCUGCUAGCACUCUACAGGUUCCUUCCUACCCAGUCUGGGUGUGAACCUCACUGCAGGUGCAUGUAAUUGUCUCUAUGACUUUUUGAUGACGUGCUCAGAAGCUGAGGUCCAGGUAUGGGUCAGUAAGUCAGCUCUGUUUAACCUUGCAGUGGGUUAGGGAGAAAUGUUGGCUCUGGGAUAGAGAGUCCAGCUGUGAAUGGACUGUGUGUCACCCAACAGGGCUUCUCUCUGCAUGACUCUGGUGGCCUCCUUCUGCCUGCAGGACAAUAUUUGUUCUCUUUGGUCCUAGUGAAUGUGUUUUACAAUUUCCUGCAGUAACAGAACAGCAGACUCAUAAACAACACCAUAAAACUUUCAGAGAAAGAUAAUUUCAUUUUUUUCCUCUAUUUUAAUGUAGCUGUAUGGAAGAAUUGUCUUCACUUACGAAAACCUCCUGAAAAAUAGAAGUGGCCACCUGUGGAAAUUUUGCAUUAAUUUUCCUUUCAAGACCAGAUUAUUUCCAUGGAGAAAUCCUGUACUUUUUCAUGACACAAGAGUGAGGGAUGAAGGACAAAAUAUGGCCCACUGUAGUUACAUCUUUACUUCAAAGAUCAGACAUGCUAUGGACAGAGUCACCAUAAUUUAAAUAUAGUAUUUAUAUCCUAGUUAAGAAAUGCCAAGUACAACCAGAGCUUGCUAAGAAACUAUAGAGAAGGGCUAGAAAGACACAUCUUUUCCUAAAUAGUUCAGAGCUGGAGUUUGGGUGGCUUAAAAUUGGUUUUAACAUUAAAAGAAUAAGAUGCUGACACCAGUCCACUUAACAGAAGUGCUGCAAAAUGCCAAACAUUCUCUUUUACAAAGGCUUCUCGAACCAGAAGUUGGUUUUCUAAGCUUAACUUUUAAAUUAUUCAGGAAAAGAAGUGUCAGUGGUUUUGCAUUAAUCAAAACAUUUGGUUUAAUUUAUAUGUUUUGUUGUGUUUUCAAGUAUUUAAUUUCUUCAGAGUUACAUAAGAAAUAAUAAGACAAAAUAAAUGUAUUGGAAAAACAAGGAGCUGUUUUGAAAGGAAAAAAAAAAGAAAUGUGUUAUUUUCUGCAUUUUCCUCCCCCCUCUGCCUUUUUUCUAGUUGAAAAACAGAAUCAUUAAGGUAGGGCUAAUGCUAUAAAGCAUUUUGAUUUUGGAGGGAGAUAUGCUUGGCAAUGUUUCUGGCACUGUUUUCGUCAGAUGUUUCUAACAGUCAUGUUAAAUUGGUAUAGAUAACAACUAAAGAUAU
Messenger RNA from Neopelma chrysocephalum (saffron-crested tyrant-manakin), 3056 nucleotides. RefSeq lists its product as uncharacterized. Lineage: Eukaryota; Metazoa; Chordata; Aves; Passeriformes; Pipridae. The record is from RefSeq and is a predicted model, not a curated record. Bases 385 to 1581 code for a protein of 398 amino acids. The transcript has 8 exons. Gene Ontology annotation, molecular function: DNA binding.